Molecule: messenger RNA, 1289 nt
Organism: Linum tenue
Lineage: Eukaryota; Viridiplantae; Streptophyta; Magnoliopsida; Malpighiales; Linaceae
Source: the annotation of a GenBank genome assembly
UCCUCGUCUUCUCCUUCAUCACGAGCUCAUGAUACUCUUCUUCCCCAAACAUAUCAAUGGAAUCCUAUAAUUGUAUAUAUAUAGCUUCCAUGCCUCUCCUUCCUUGAGAUGUGUGUAUAUAUAGCUCUAGCUGGUGAGGGGCUGAAUAUACAGUUAGCCAUAGCAGCCAACCAGCCAGCCAAUAGAAGAUUCAUAGAAAAGCUUGCUGGCUAGCUAGAGAGAAAGAGAGAAGAGAAACCAUGGCGUCUAGGGAGAGUAAGAAAUCGAGCUUACUGCAUGAGAACCUGCAACUCCUUCGCUCCAUUACUAACUCUACUGCAGUGAACAGAAGCUCAAUCAUAGUAGACGCCUCCAACUACAUUCAACAACUCAAACAGAAGAUCGAGAAACUGAACCACGACAUCCAGUCAGCUGAUCAUCAUCAUCAUCGUCAUCAACCUUCCUCCAGCCACCGCAACAACAACAACAACAUUAACCAUACCGGCCAGCAGCUCCCCGUGGUAACGGUGGAAACGCUGGAGAAGAAGGGUUUCCUGAUAAACAUAUUCUCGGGAAAAAACUGCCCCGGCUUGCUGGUAUCCGUGCUGGAGGCUUUCGAGGAUCUCGGCCUCAACGUGGUGGAAGCUAGGGCUUCCUGCUCCGACAGCUUCCGCCUCCAAGCCGUCGGCAGCGGCGGUGGAGAUGAUCAGAAUGAGGAAGAAGAAGAAGAAGGGGAGCAGCAGACUAUCGAUCCCCAAGUGAUAAAACAAGCGGUGCUGCAGGCCAUUAACGACUGGGAUGGAUGACCUUAUGGGAAAUAUUAAUCGUCAUUAAAUCGAUGGUUAAUCCAGAGUUUGGUGGUCCAAUAAUGUGUUUUAUGUUAUGCUGGUUUUUGAGUAGAAACAAAUUAGCAGUUUCAGGACUGUCACUCAACAUGGCUGGGGACAGUAGUGCUACGGCAGGGCGGGGCCGCUUGUAAUUGACUAAUUGUCCUGUUUUUUUCAUUCAUUUCUAGUUUGGUUUGAAUUCCCCGUGGAGAGAGCCAAAUACAAUCAAACAUAUGUGUAGUAAACUGGUGCUGUGGUUAAUUUGAUCCAACUGUGAAUACUCUGUGUCGUAUUUCGGUUACUGAAACGGCCCCAGCUGCUGUGUAGCUAGCAGACCCACCACUAUGAUAUCGACGCAUCCCAAUUUAGUUUUCAUGUGUUACUAAGGUUUGCUAGACUAUGAUGAUAAGUUGUCUAGCAGUUCCCACGUGAAAAAUUGUUGCUAUGACUUGAAAUUUGAUCUAUUUAAUUUGUUGAACUUUA